Messenger RNA from Plenodomus lingam JN3, 1479 nucleotides. RefSeq lists its product as uncharacterized. The record is from RefSeq and is a predicted model, not a curated record. NCBI's taxonomy places the organism in Eukaryota, Fungi, Ascomycota, Dothideomycetes, Pleosporales, Leptosphaeriaceae.
AUGGCAGCAACAACAACCGAACCGACGCCGAAGCGUGACUCCAUGGAAGCCACUAUUCCUGACAUUGAGGCCAAACUCGCAUCCACGACGAUAACACCUCAGUCCAAGCGGCGCUCCCUCGCGCUCACCGAUUUGCCUCCCUCUGUCCGCAAUACAAUCUACAAAUAUGCCCUCGACACUGAACUCGCCAAUGUUGGAUUGCCCAAUGUAUCCUUCACCCAUAAUCUGUCCCCCUCUGGCAUGCUCGCCUUCAAAUCCUCACGUCCGCCCUUCCCAGUGAAUACAUCACUCUUCUACCUGAACAAAGAAAUCUCUCGAGAUGCACUUUCCUACUUCUACUCCAAGAACCUGUUCAUCCGCUUCGAAAUCUUCACCUCGGAUGCAAGGCAUGCAAAAACCAUGCUCGAAGACUCGGGCGUACUCUUCUACACCGCGCCCCCAGAUAUGAUGGAACGCAGUACGCAACACGCCAUGGAAAUUGCCCUUGUGGAAAAAAACUCGAGCAUGAAGCGUGCAAUAGUCAUGUUUCCUGCGCAAUACCUCCCUCGCCUGAUCAAUUUCAUCGACCAAGCCUCUCGCGCCGCUGCAUCCUGGGCGCCUUCACGCACGCUCUUCAUCAACGUCCUACACACCUACUCAUACCCAGUAUCCAGACUACAAGGCGAUCUACUCGAACUAUUCCGACUCUUGACAAACAUCGGCGGCGUGACCGUAGACCCAAAGAACUUACUCCCACGCUACGCAGAAGGCCUGUCGACAUGUAUGACGGCCCCCAACUUCGAAGCAGAAAACUGGCUCCAGAGCGUCAGCGAGCUCGCCGACCUUGCCGACGCCGCGCGCGAACAGGGCAACGACGAACUGGCAAAGGAAUACGGACAAGCCGUCAUCAUCGCCCUGACCUACGGCUACCUCACCCACGCUGAAGCUCUGCAUAGCCAGGACGGCGACGCCUUCCACAAAGCUAUACAGCGACUCCGCUGGCGCACAGAACUCGGCGUCGGCAUAUCGCUCUCUCUCAUGCAUCGCGCCACCUCCACAGCGCGCGACUGGCUUAAUGCGGCCGACCCGCCAUCCCACGUCAAGACGGCAGCUCGAGACCUCCUCCAAGCCGAGAAGUCAAUCUCGUCUGCGCUCUCCUUGGCUACGGAUUCCCCGACCCCAACACAUAACCCUUGGUUUCAUUCCCUGCCCGUCGAACUCAUUCCGCCGAAUAAAUCCUCCUUCUUCUCCGACCAGGAGAGGGCGCAGACGUGGUAUGCGCUUGGAACCGUGCACACGGCAUUGGGCGAGUUUCUGUUUGCAUGUGGAGACUUUGAGAGGGCGCUGGAGCUUUGGGGGCCAGAGGGCAGAGAGAAGAUCGAGGGCGCGUUUGAGAAGGCGAGGAAGGGAAUUGAUGGCGAUGUGGAGAGUAUGUUUGAAGGAAAGGUGAGGCCGGGGUCGGGACUGAAGAGAGCCGCAGUGUUGGCUAGGGGAGUUUAA